UACAUCGUCGCCUCGACUGGCAGUCGCGCUCCUCUCUCGCUCGACUGGCCAAACGAUCUCGUCGCUCGAUUGACGGACGCCCUCGUCGCCUCGAUCGAUCGACAGAUGCGCUCGUCGCCAGAUCGACUGGCAGACGCGCACGUUGUCGCCUCGAUCGACAGGCAGUCGCGCUCACCGCUCGCUCGAUCGAUUGGCAGACGCGCUCGUCGCCUCGACCAGCGGACGCGCUCGUCGCUCGCCCGACAGACGGCCGCGCUGCAUCGCUCGGCGGACGCGCUAGUCGCCUCGAUCGACAGACAAGCUCGCUCGACUGGGCAGUCGCUCCUCGUCCGGAGGAUAGUCCCUAUCAAUAUCCGGAUACCGUACUAUGCCCACAGGGGGUCGUGUUUCGAUACGCCCCUGCCGCGCUGUCCCUGUCCGGCUGGACUUUAUCUCGUUACGCACCAACUCCGUUAUUCGCGGGUUUUCCCGCUGAUAAUUGGUUUCCUCGAUUCCCGCGCCCAUUUCCUCCGAUUAAUGGAUCGAUCAUGCGCCCGACAUUGACGCGUCCGCCAUUGAUGCGCCCGCCAUUGAUGCGCCCUCACGUG
Messenger RNA from Schizophyllum commune H4-8, 587 nucleotides. RefSeq lists its product as uncharacterized. The record is from RefSeq and is a predicted model, not a curated record. The coding region runs from base 106 to 543 and encodes 145 amino acids. The transcript has a single exon. Lineage: Eukaryota; Fungi; Basidiomycota; Agaricomycetes; Agaricales; Schizophyllaceae.